CUCCUUAUGAUUUCAAUAUUAUUAACUGUCCUAAUCAUUCAUAUUUGGAAAUCAUAAAUCAAUUUCAACCAACCACUUUGGCUGAAUAUUCCUCAUACCAAGUCAUGGAAUAAAACAAAACCAAUGCCGCGUGAAAACAACCAAUCUAGCUCUUAUAUCACUGAAAACAAUUGAAGUGUAACUCAUUUGUUGUAUUCUCAAAAGACUUAAUCAUGGAGCUUCAAUGUUUCUACAUUCUUCAUCUCACUGUUAUGUUCCUAAGUAUGUUUCCUCAGUUACUCAACUGCCAACAAGAAUAUCUCAAUAGCACUGUCUUUGACUGCACUAACAACCCUUCUGUACCAAAAGGAUACCUCUGCAAUGGCCUUAAAAAGUCAUGCACUUCCUUUUUAGUUUUCAAGUCAAAACCUCCCUAUGACAAACCUGCAAAAAUUGCCAACCUUCUUGGAUCUGAAGCCUCUACUAUAGCCUCGAUCAACAAGAUAACCAUAAAUGAGAAGAUUCCUUCAAAUAAAUCAAUCUUUGUCCCGGUUUUUUGUUCAUGUGCUGGAAAUAUCUACCAGCAUAGCACAUCUUACUCUGUCAAGCAGAAUGACACCUAUUAUGAGUUGGUAAAAGAAACUUAUCAAGGCCUUACAACCUGCCAGGCAUUGAUGGGUCAGAAUUACUAUGCUCCUGUCAACAUUGCAGUUGGUGCUGAGCUUACAGUUCCAGUACUAUGUGCUUGUCCAACGAAAAACCUGACAGCAAAAGGGGUUACAUCCUUGCUAGUUCACAUGGUGAACUACGGUGACACAGUUAAAUCCAUAGGAGAAGCUUAUGGUGUUGAUGAACCUAGCAUGCGAGAGGCCAAUGAGUUACCGGUGCUACAAAGUGCAAACAGCACUGUGAUCCUCUUUGCUUUGACGCCUAUAAUAGUUCCUCUGAGAAGCAAGAGUUGUAAAGAGAACCCAGAGAGAUUCUACUGCAAAUGUUUUGAGGAACUACAUGCUGAUGGAAGCUCCAAGGGUGUCUUCUGUGAUGAAUCUCAUCGUCAAAAACUCCCUGCAAAAUUGGUUGCUGCCUCAGGUAUUGGAAUUGGUACAGGCUUUCUGUGUUUGUUUCUUUUGGGUUACAAAUUAUAUCAAUGCAUAAUGAAAAAGAGAGAAAGAAUCCGAAAGGAAAAGCUGUUCGGGCAAAACGGCGGCUACUUGUUACAAGAGAAGUUAUCAUCAUACGGAAACGGAGAAAUGGCAAAGCUUUUUACUGCAGAGGAGCUGCAAAGAGCAACAGAUAACUAUAACCGAAGUAGGUUUCUCGGCCAGGGUGGCUAUGGCACGGUGUACAAAGGAAUGUUACCUGAUGGAACCAUAGUAGCAGUUAAAAAGUCGAAACAGCUUGACAGGAACCAGAUAGAAACUUUUGUCAAUGAAGUAGUCAUCUUAUCUAACAUCAACCACAGAAACAUUGUCAAACUCUUAGGUUGCUGUCUUGAGACAGAAACCCCAUUACUUGUUUACGAAUUUAUUCCAAACGGAACUCUUUCUGAACAUAUACAUAGGAAAGACCAUGAGUCGUCCCUUUCAUGGGAAAAUCGCCUUAGAAUUGCUUGUGAAGUUGCUGGAGCAGUUUCAUAUAUGCAUUUUUCAGCUUCUAUUCCAAUCUUCCAUAGAGACAUCAAACCCACCAACAUACUCUUAGAUAGUAACUAUAGUGCCAAAGUGUCUGAUUUUGGAACAUCAAGAUCAAUACCACUAGAUAAGACUCAUCUAACCACAUUUGUAGGCGGAACUUUUGGGUACAUAGACCCUGAAUAUUUUCAGUCCAGUCAAUUUACAGAUAAGAGUGAUGUAUAUAGUUUUGGCGUUGUUCUUGUAGAGAUUAUAACCGGUAGAAAGCCCAACUCAUUCUAUGAUGAAGAUGAUGGUCAGAAUUUGAUUGCACAAUUCAUUUCUGUAACGAAAGAGAACCAACUUCCUGAAAUUGUAGAUUCCAGAGUGCAAAAGGAAGCCGGGAAAGACACCAUUCUUACUAUUUCAAAUCUUGCAAUGAGGUGUUUGAGACUUAAUGGUAAAAAAAGACCAACAAUGAAAGAGGUUUCAGCGGAAUUAGAAGCACUGAGAAAGGCGCAAAGUUCCUUUCAAAUCAACCAUGAUAUUGACGAAUCAUCAAGUGAUGAUGAACAAUCAUUUGGGCACAUAAUCAAUGAAACAACAACAGAGCAAGAAUCAACAGAGGAAAGCAUUUCAGUUUCCUUACAAAUCGAAUCCGCGUCCUUCUGAAAUGCCGAACUGAUACUUUUAUUUUCUAAUCCACCGUAAUUAGGAUCUUGUCUUUGACCCCUAGUAAACGCGCCACGGCCUUUUAGGUUACUUCUAUGAGACUAAUUCUCGAGUUGGCUGCGGAACAUCUAGUUUUGGCCAUGUUAGGUUGGGUUACAUUAUGUUUUGCGCUUCAUUUUCAGCAUAUGAAUGAAGAUGUAUCAUGUAUGAUGUAUCUACCUCCAAUGUAAAUUAUUUUAACAUUGACAACAUCUUAGCGAAAAAGAAUGACAUGAGCAUUAACUUCUUCCUUGGAUUAAGUAAAUACUUAUCAUUUGCAACCAUGAAAAUUUGAGUUGAAAUUUAAAAGCAAUAAUCGAUAAGCAGGCUACAUAUAAAACUUCCCACAUUUACAAAAUGAUAAUCUAACAAACUAUGAAAAAUCGAUAUACAACAUGAAUACAUGAUGCAAUUUACAGUAACACUAUUAAACAAGUUUAUCAAUAACGAAUUAAUUAUCCUAAAUGAUAAGCAUCGUGACAGGGUGACACUUACAUGUCGCAAACGAAAGAAGAUUCCAUGGAAGCAAACAGGGGAGUGAAUAGAGAAAGAAGACGCGGAUGCAGAAUGCUAUACGCGAGCAGCAGGUGUGUUGAUGAUGCUACGUACGUUUCAUCCAAUUUUAUGGAAAUUGAAACCGAUUUUCCGAUGCCAGUCGGAGUUAAACUUCAAUCAUUCAUGAGCGCCAUCAUGCUCAAUUAGAUCGUAUUAGGAAAUGUUGCUGAAUUUAGUGUACGAGUGAUUACAAUUUUAGUUACAACGCGUGUUGUAAAGGAGAAAAGGGUUUGAGAAAAUAUGUGUCUAUCCUCAAUAACUCAUAGUC
This is a messenger RNA of Vicia villosa (hairy vetch), 3123 nucleotides long. Its product is annotated as wall-associated receptor kinase-like 2. Gene Ontology annotation, biological process: protein phosphorylation; cell surface receptor signaling pathway. Gene Ontology annotation, molecular function: protein serine/threonine kinase activity; ATP binding. Bases 213 to 2261 code for a protein of 682 amino acids. The transcript is spliced from 2 exons. Gene Ontology annotation, cellular component: plasma membrane. Lineage: Eukaryota; Viridiplantae; Streptophyta; Magnoliopsida; Fabales; Fabaceae. The record is from RefSeq and is a predicted model, not a curated record.